AUGGUGCAAAAGUACCAGUCUCCCGUGCGCGUCUACAAGUAUCCGUUCGAGCUUGUAAUGGCGCAAUCAGAAGCAUUUGGUCAAGCCAGCAAGCACGAGCUCGCGCCAGGGGCAGUGAUGCUGAGGCACAGGCCACCUUUCACUGCAAUAAUCUUUGUGCAGGAUGCAGUGGCUGGCUUCGAGCGGCGCUUCCCAACAUGCCCGAUGAUCCCAGUGUUUUUGGCAGCACACGGUCUCGAUUACAAGAGUGAAGAUGGCGCAGAGCACGUUAUCGAACGCCGGUGCCGCCUCAACGUUGAUGCACCAUAUCUAUUGAAGAAGAUCAUAGGAGUGGACUUUGUGUACUUUAUACAAAAGAACUCCCUAGAUCGGCGGCAGCGAAUACUUAAAAUUGAAGCCUACAACGAGAGCUUUUCGGCACGAGUUGGCAUCAAAGAAAACUGCACUUAUUCGGUGCACCCAGAGAACCCGGACUGGACCUGCUUUGAGCAGAGUGCCUCUCUCGAUGUCAAGUCCUUCUUUGGGUUUGAGAGUGCGGUUGAGAAGCUGGCCAUGAAGCAGUACUCCCACAACAUCUCCAAGGUAUCCUACAUUCCCAAGUACUUAUAGGGUAUUUAGCCCCAG
Messenger RNA from Rhipicephalus sanguineus (brown dog tick), 624 nucleotides. Its product is annotated as SEC14-like protein 1. The record is from RefSeq and is a predicted model, not a curated record. Gene Ontology annotation, biological process: phospholipid transport. Gene Ontology annotation, molecular function: phosphatidic acid transfer activity. Lineage: Eukaryota; Metazoa; Arthropoda; Arachnida; Ixodida; Ixodidae. Gene Ontology annotation, cellular component: mitochondrial intermembrane space.